UUCAGAGCUUUCUGGAUAACUGAUUUCUGUAUAAUAGAUCCCAUACCUGUUUGUAGGGACCCUGAGAUUUGGGUGUAUUUUACUCAAGCAGUUUCCCCUUAGUAUUUGAACACCUAGGUGGGGUCCUUUAGUAUACACAGGCAGCUAUGUUUCCCUUCCUGGGUCCACUGGGGUUACUCUAGGCAGGGUUUGUCCACUAGGUGGCACUGUUUACAGUAUAAAGGGGCUUAGCCUCAUGUGUUCAAGGUCUUUCUUGUGACCUUACCUCACUGUGCGGUACUACAGGUCCAGGUUUACCAGUGCUAAAGUGAGAUAGUGUUAGUUAGUGACAGUAAGCUCUGGUUAUAGUUGCUCUAGGAGCAAUAGAAAGGCUCAGGGUAUAUAGUGAGCAGUUUCCACUCCAACGAGGAGAAGUAGUGGGGUUAGGUCCCCGUGGUGAGUACACCAUUAGCUCAGGGAUUCAGUGGGUGAGGACCAGUGAGGGUGCCAAGACCCAAGACCCCAAACUGACUAUUCCUGGGCAGGAAGCUAUACUCUCUGGGAGGAUUUUGCCCCAGGAGGUGUUUAUCCUAACUGUGCUAUUUCACCUGCUAAAAAAGGGAUACUAUUACCAUUACCAUUGGAAUCAAAGUGCCUGUGAAUGCCUUCAUUGCAACUGUUCACUGUGAAUAAACAAGUUAUUUUGCUGCAAGAAUCAUCUCUGUGAUUGGAUCCUUUGUGGCACUGAACUACACCAGGUACCGGGAGUUGCAAAGCACAAGUCAAGGGUCCUGGGCACAAGUCAAGCAGUUAGCCUGGUCACACACAGCAAUACUACACAGCCAAAAGCACACUCAAGGGUGGGCUACAUGUAGUUAAAGGAUUGGUCUUAUUUACCGGGCAGAAUAGAUAAAUGGAGUGUUUCCAGCAGUGUGGGUUUCAAAUGGACAUCUUAGUUUGUCAAAAGGAGAAAGAGGAACUGGGAAGGUCACUGGUUUAUGUCCUACAGAGCACUGGAAAGGCCAAGGAGUUCCUGGUCGACCUCGGAGUAGCAGAGAUAACUCAACAUGAUGGACAUGAUUCAUUACUAUUUCGAGAGAACAUUAUUGUCACUAAGGCCAGUGAGGAGUAUAUGAAGAUGGUGGGGCAGACAUAUCUACAGGAAACACUUGGCCCCUUUGUCACUCGUAUCUAUGCCUCCGAGGAUAGUCAUGAAGUUGACCACUUGCGUUGCUCCAUAGAAGACCUCAGUGAGAACAGAGGGCAGUUGUGGAGAAACUGCGAAGAGGCUGUAUAGAGUAUACUGCAGUCACUAGAAUCCCUCCCUCCUGAGCUCUUAGAAACCUUCUCAAGCUGGUAGGUGGAAGUGGCCCUGGGGGGUAGACCAGCUCUAGGUUCCUGGCUCCUCAGUGCCUCCUUAUUCCUGCGCUUUCUAUGCCUAGCCAUUCUCUCUCCGGGAUUAUUUAAUCUUUCAGACGAUCACCCACAUCCAUUUGCAGCCAGUGCCUUGACUAUGGUUGCCAAGGUUUUACAGAACCUUGCCAACUUUACCAGGUUUGAAGAAAAGGAAGAAUACAUGGGAUUUAUGAACGGAUUCCUAGAACAGUACGGGGAUGGCACGGCAGAGUUCCUUAAAGCUCUGGCUGAUCCAGAAAUUGAGGUUUCCCCAACACGGUACGAGAGCAGCACUGACUUGGCUUACGAACUUGCUGUGCUUCACUCCAUGCUGAGUGGGAUCUUCACUGAUGUCCAGCAGCAAACCAAAGACCAACUGGAACCACUACCCACAAUCCUCACGGCCCUCACUGAAGGCCAGCCUGUUCCAGCAAACAUCACUGGGCAUUCUGAUUAUGAUAACAUGCUGGAUGAAAAUGAUGAUCUCGUGUUUAUGACCCCAAGAGAACUAUCUAAGCUACCUCCAUUGGUAAAUAGAAGCCAGUCAAUGAUCAGCCUUCUGCGAGAGCACCUGCCUCCAGCCACGAGGAGCAAAGUACUAGAGAAGAAGAGCAGGCGUCAUGUGACCCACACACAAAGUAUCCCAGCUCAGGGUAGACCUGGUCGAGAGCGCAGAGGAGCAGAGGAGUCCACCAUUGGGAAAGACAUGGAGACAGGAGAUAAUACAAACUCUUUAAAGGUGAGAAGAAUCAGAAGGAAAUCCAAUUAUACCAGACCACCAUCCACACUUCCACGGCGAAAGUCGACCAUGCCAUUGUGCAGAAACAAGAGGCAGGGCUUAUGCAGUCAAAGCUCUGUGUAUGUAGCAUGA
This is a messenger RNA of Xenopus laevis (African clawed frog), 2245 nucleotides long. Its product is annotated as RAS protein activator like-3-like. The transcript is spliced from 8 exons. The record is from RefSeq and is a predicted model, not a curated record. Lineage: Eukaryota; Metazoa; Chordata; Amphibia; Anura; Pipidae.